Phacochoerus africanus (Common warthog) is the source of this 1484-nucleotide messenger RNA. It is a transcript of the gene GNB1L, whose product is annotated as G protein subunit beta 1 like. Bases 251 to 1231 code for a protein of 326 amino acids. Gene Ontology annotation, molecular function: protein binding. Lineage: Eukaryota; Metazoa; Chordata; Mammalia; Artiodactyla; Suidae. The transcript is spliced from 7 exons. The record is from RefSeq and is a predicted model, not a curated record.
CCGGGAGCCGGCGCGGGGACUCACGGGGUGGCCGCUCGCACGCAGGGGGCGUGGCCGUGCGACUCCGCAGGCCUGGGACCUGAGAGAAUUCCAAGUAGGAUAGGCUACGGCCGGAGGGUCAGUGGGGCCGGCUUCCUGACCCCAGUCGACCGUGCCCAGCCUGGUCUCGGCCGCUUUGUAGGUGCAAUCGGACUCGCCUUCGAGGGAGCCGGAGCGUCGGGGCUUCGCAGGCGACUGCACCCUGCCCGGCAUGGCAGACCUGCCACUCCCACCGCCAGAUCCCCAGUUUGUUCUCCGAGGCACCCAGUCAGCGGUGCAUGCACUGCAUUUCUGCGGAGGAGCCCAGGGGCAGGGCUGCCCGCUCCUCCUCUCAGGAUCCCUGCGUGGGCUGGUGCACAUCUGGAGCCUGCAGACGCGGAGGGUGGUCGCCACCCUGGACGGACAUGGGGGCCAAUGUGUGACUUGGUUGCAGACCCUGCCCCAGGGGCCCCAGCUUCUCAGCCAGGGCCGGGACCUGAAGCUGUGCCUGUGGGACCUGGCGGAGGGCAGGAACACCGUUGUGGACUCCGUGCACCUGGAGAGCGUGGGCUUCUGCAGGGGCUCCAUCCUGGCUGGGGGCCAGUCACGCUGGAUGCUGGCCGUGCCAGGGAGUGGCAGCGACGAGGUUCAGAUUUUGGAGAUGCCGUCUAAGACGUCAGUGUGCUCCCUGAAGCCUGAGGCAGGGACCAGGCCAGGCAUGCCCAUGUGCCUGCAGCUCUGGCAGGCAAACUCCAGCCCCCGCCCCCUCCUCCUGGCUGGCUAUGAGGAUGGCUCAGUGGCCCUCUGGGACGUCUCUGAGCAGAAGGUGUGUAGCCGCAUCGCCUGCCACACGGAGCCUGUCAUGGGACUGGAUGUUGAUUCUCAGAAGGCCCGGGGCGUCUCAGGCUCUGCAGAGAAGGUGCUGGCCGUCUGGAGUGUGGAUGAGCAGCAGGCCCUACAGGUGCGCAGGACCCACCAGCUCACGAACCCCGGAAUUGCUGACAUCAAGAUCCGGCCAGACCGCAAGAUCCUGGCCACUGCGGGCUGGGACCAUCGAGUGCGUGUGUUUCUCUGGCAGACAAUGAAGCCGCUGGCCGUGCUGGCUUUCCACAGUGCCACUGUCCAUUGCGUGGCCUUCGCUGCUGACAGCUUGCUGGCCGCAGGGUCCGGAGAUCAUCGCAUCAGCAUCUGGUCGCUCUACCCACACACAUGACUCGUGGCUCCUUGUCAGGAUGUGCGGACAGCAGAGGUGGUAGAGGGAAACCAAAGCCGUAGGUCUCGGCCCCUCUGGUUAUGAAGAGCCAGUCAUGCAGACUCCCUUCCUGCCAGGACCUGCACCCUUUCAUGAAGCACAGCAUCUGUGCGAUGGUAGCUGCAGUUUAAAGUGUGACCCGGCCAGACACUGGCACCUGCGGCCCCAGGCAGGAGGCUGAUGGGGCACCUGACAUUAAACUUCUCUUUGCAAA